Molecule: messenger RNA, 555 nt
Organism: Colletotrichum lupini
Lineage: Eukaryota; Fungi; Ascomycota; Sordariomycetes; Glomerellales; Glomerellaceae
Exons: 4
Coding region: 1-555 (184 amino acids)
Source: RefSeq, a predicted model, not a curated record
AUGUCUUCAUAUGAGAAGGUCGUGCAGCCCGAGGCGUACCCGUUGAAGAGGACUGCUCAUUGUCCGAAUAAUGAUCUUCCAGUCCUCAUAUAUCGUGAUGUUCUCCAGUCACUUAACGAGGAGAGCGCAUCAGAAAGACUUCAGCGCGUCUUUCAAGGCAGCUCCGAGCUAGUCUUUGGCGAAGGGGUCUCGGAUGACGUUGGCAGCGGAGUACGAUGUAUAGUGCGAGCCGGCGAUGUCGUCGUCGUCCCAGCAGGCGUAGGGCAUGCCUCUGUCUCAAAGGCGGAGGGAGCAGCAGAUCCUGUUGAGGGAGAGCCCGAGUAUCGAUAUGUUGGAGUGUAUCCCAAAGGUUCACCUCAUUAUAAAUACGAAAUCGGCAAGAAGAAGUUGGAGGAGAAGAGCGGGCUGAUAGAAGAGGUUUCCGCUGUUCCCGUACCGCCCAAUGAUCCCUUCAACGGCUAUGAGUCUCAAGCCCUGAAGCAGGCUUUGCGAACCUCUGGAUACCCAACGCGGCGGGCAUUCAUCGAGAAGCUCGACAUCUGUGGUUCAACCUAA